Molecule: messenger RNA, 1038 nt
Organism: Histoplasma mississippiense
Lineage: Eukaryota; Fungi; Ascomycota; Eurotiomycetes; Onygenales; Ajellomycetaceae
Exons: 2
Coding region: 1-1038 (345 amino acids)
Source: RefSeq, a predicted model, not a curated record
AUGAACCUUAACGCCCUUUUAGCCGCCAGUGUUCUGGCACUGCCUGCUUCGUCGCUUUUGAUCGCACCUCCCGCUAUUCGUGAGGUCAACGGCCAACCCCAGGCGCUGAAUGAGCGAAACGCCAAUAGACUUGAAUUGAAUGCCAGAUGUGUUGAGUGUCCAUUUCCUCAGGUCACCAGUGAGAAGGCAGUUGUCUGGGACGAUGGGUUUGAUAGCUUCCUUAGCCUCAACUUCACUACUGAAGACGGUCGGCUCCUUUUGAACGGGGAACAAAUGUAUCCCAUGCUCACCCCUCCUGCUAGCGUCGCAACCAUUCUAUACCGUCCUUCCGACGGCAAAACAUCUUUCCCUUUGCCAGUCGGCUAUGUUUUCGAACGCCUCGCGCAACAGUAUUCAGCUGACAGGAGCGGUGCUGAACUACUUCUCUUCAACUUCAUUGUCAUCGACAUUGCCGGAUUCCCCGCUCCGGUUGAUGCUGUCAGCCUCCGUGUGAUCAAGCUGCCGCAUGGUGACCUAUUCGUAAUCGGUGUGGAUACCGAACCGACAAACCCGACCGCAUCGUGGCGCCAGUGCCGCAGAAAUGCCAAGUGCUUGAAGAAGCUCAUUAUCUCUCGCCUCCGUGCAAUUCUAUCAUCUGCGUUCUCCAGAGCGAUGAACGCUGCAAAGAAGAUCAAGGGAUGCGUUGGCCGAAGACCCACCAAGGGCAUGACCUCCAAGACCGGAAAACCUCACCACGGUUCCAAGGGUGGCUCAUUUGCCCAUGCGUUUGCUCGGGCUCUUCACGGUUUUGUCGUUCCUGCCCUCCUUGGCCUGUUUGCAGGCCUCUUUGCUUGCAUUGUGGGCGUCAUCGUUGGACAAGGAAUCGCAGCCUUAUGGGCCCGAUAUCGCCGCUCUUCGACAAGCUGUAACAAUGCACGUGUUGAGCAUGGCAAUGACCUCGAGAAGAAGCCAUUAUUCGGCGCCGAGGAAAAUGAUCUCCCCCCGCAGUAUGAGAAAGAGGACCAGCGAGACAUUACUAUCCUAGCAGAAAAGGAGUAG